AUGCUUUCCUUGCUUAACCCUCAACUCCGCGAGGAUUUGCUGGCCUUCUGCCGCGGCAAGGCGCUGGAGGGCGCCUUCGGGGGGCGCCAGAGCAGCGGGACCUGCGCCAAGUACCGCUGCCCCGAGCUGAUCCAAGAGAUGCAAGGGCUCUUCGAUUGCACCUUCCGGAAGGUUUACACUCGGGACCGGCGAGGAGCACCCAUCGCUGAUCGCUUCAAGGUGCUGCACGUCUACCGUGUCCUCAACGACCAGGUGUGGCGCGAGUACCUCAGGCACCGGGAGCGGCUGCGGCUGCUGCGGUGGAACUGCCCGCCGCUGGAGCAGCAGGUGCCGGGCGGCCCCGCCACGCACGCCUUCUGCGAGUCCCUGCGUCGCAUGGGCAGAAGCCACAUGCCGCACUUGGACGCGCAAGUGGCUGAGUGCUGGCUCUUCCACGGCACAAACUUCCAGGGCGCAGCAGCUCGGCACGCGGAGAACGACUUCCGCCUGGACCUCACGGGCUCCAAUGCGGGGACCCUCUAUGGCAAGGGCAUCUACCUGGCGGAGAAUGCCUGGGGCCUCAGCGACGAAGCCGUGGCCUUGAAAGACGAGAUGUUUCGGUCUGACGAAUAUGGAGAGGGCCCCACUGGCAGAGCAGGCGAGGAGGAGCAGGGGGAGCGCGCCGAGUCCCACGCGGCGCGCGCGGAGCGGCGGCCGCCGCCCAAUGCGCCGCUGCCGCCGCUGCAGCGGAACUCGGCGAUGAUCGUUUGCCGGGCACUGCUGGGCAAGGUGCGCUACUCCGAUGAGGAGAAGCCCUCGGCAGACGACAUCCAGCGGACUUGCUUGGGCAAGGACCCCGCCUACGACUGCGUGCUGGGGGACCGCAGGAAGAUCCACGGGACCUUCCGGGAGUUCGUGCUGUAUCAUGACGACCAGGUCUACCCUGAGUUCAUCGUGGUGUACCAGCGCGUUUUCUUCCACGAGCGCUUCCAAGAGAUCUUCGAGCACAUGGUGGAGCGCUGCAGGCAACGGCAGUUCCAUGGUCCCACCCAGGAGGAGGAGAAGGUGCUGAGAUCCUUGUGGGACCACUAUGCCAUGCCCCACAAGGGCCGCAUCGACAAAUGGCAGUUGCUCGACCUGCUGAAGGCCAUCAACCAACCCCCGGAGAACGAGGAGGGCGAUUUGGACGAGACCUUCCGAGAGAUCAACACCUCCGGCACUGGGCGCAUUAGCUGGGAGGAGUUCCUCGCCGAGAUGACGGAGCGUGUGCACAACUCCUGCCGCUGA
Messenger RNA from Effrenium voratum, 1266 nucleotides. Lineage: Eukaryota; Dinophyceae; Suessiales; Symbiodiniaceae. The record is from the annotation of a GenBank genome assembly.